Messenger RNA from Pecten maximus, 3218 nucleotides. RefSeq names its product mucin-5AC-like. The transcript is spliced from 3 exons. NCBI's taxonomy places the organism in Eukaryota, Metazoa, Mollusca, Bivalvia, Pectinida, Pectinidae. The coding region runs from base 519 to 2708 and encodes 729 amino acids. The record is from RefSeq and is a predicted model, not a curated record.
UAGUCCAGUAUGGCUGGAGGGCGUCCACUCUUAGCCACAAGCCUGCUGUAGCUCCUAACAAUGUUCAGUCAGUCAGAACUACCAUAACAGCUCCACACACAGGCCAACCAGCAGUGUGAGCGCCAGCUUUAAACCAGUUGUCAACAGUGAGCUGUACCAGGGACAUUUUAUAAACACUUCUUUAAAUUUGUGUGACUCUGGACUGCAGGAAGGAAUAUACGAUUUUAUAAACAUAUCUGUUCUCCAAGUAAGAACACUUUCAGUGAACACAGAGUUUUGUGUAGAUCUCUAAAGACUUGGCCCCCAACAGGAGGUGUUACAUUUGACACUGAUACCCUUUCAUUCCUACAAUGUGAGAAGGGGGUUAGUACCCUGGGGAUCUUCUUUUUUCUCCACUGGACCUGAUUGUGUAGUGUUAAUUAGUACUGUUAUAGAUACUGGUGUAAAGGGUUAAGUGGUCUGCCCAUAAUAAGACUUGUGUCUAUAGACAGCACAAGCUGGACCGGUGGACAUGCCUGAUGAAGAUGCAAAACAAAAUGACUUACUGGAUGGAAACUGGCAUGGAAUCCGACAUUUCCGAGCACCUUGAGACCGACGAGAUGUAUAUGAUGCUUCAGGCUGAUAUGCUGAGCAUCAAGCGACAGGAGACUGACCUGAAAUCUGAGAUUGUUGAGAUCACCUCCAAGUUCAAGAACAUCCUGACAUCAUGUGGUUUUGAGUCCCAGGAUUACUCCAUCAUGAACCAGUCUACCGGCACUCUGCCUCCAACUCCAUCCUUCAUGAGGAGUUCAGCCCUCACACAAGUUACAGCCCUGUCCUCUGAUGAAGACUUCCUUCUCCAGGAGAUGAUGAAAGCUUCCCUCUGUUCCACCAGUUCAGACAGCAUCUACGAGGACUCUGCCAUGACACUCAUCGUUGACUCCAACUCCAACUACAUGUCUUUGCCAAAGAACUCCAUGGUGUCCACUCCCAACAUUCCAAAUGUCACCGGAUCUUCAUCAUCUGACAUCAGCAACCGCAGCGUAGGAGCCAACACCUCUGACGGUUACCCCAAGUCCACCGAUACCUCAUCUGACGACAACCAGUGUGUACCAGAGUGUCUUGACCUGGAGCAGGAGCGUAUGUCCCGAAUCCAGUACUAUGGUGACUUUACCAUCGACCGCCAGCGCCGCAUCGACAACAUGGCCGUGUCUCUGUCUGCUGGACCUGUCUCUUCCGACCUGACCAGUGCUGCCACAGAGGAACUCUUCACCCGUGAGGUUGAGGGAUGCGAGGACAACUCUUCUGUACCACCUGUCCGUGUUGGACCCAUCAUCGGUGCCUGUCUGCCUACCUCCACCUACUCCACCACUACCUCCGGAAGUGCCAGCUCCACUCCAUCAUCUGGCCAUCGUCGCCGUCGUCACUCUACGAGGAAGGACCGUACCACUUCUUCCAAGGGUAGUUCCACCAAGUACACCUCUGUGCCCUGUGCCUCCUCCACCAUGAUCGAAGAUUUGUCUCCUUCAUCUUCUAGCAGUGGUAGCAGCAAGCACCGUAGCAGCUCCAUCCCCCGAGCCUCCUCUACCAUGAUUGAAGACCCUGACACACCCUGCAGCAGCGAGGAUGACCUUCAGUCCAUCUACACCUGGUCUAUUCAUGACAACGACUGUGAUGAGGACCUCGCCCUGGAGGAGUCUUACUACAGGAACCUUAACCAGCACCACAAGAUGUCUGCCAAGCCUCCUCUCCCUCCCAAGAGAGUCCUCUCCAGCAGAAGCAGCAGCAGCAGCAGUCGUUCCAGCUCUCGUCGGUCAUCCAAGCAAGACAACUUGAAGGCCAUUCCCUCCGACUCCUGCACACUUCCAAUUGAUGCUCUGUCUGUGAUUGAGCCCUCAGCCAGCUACAGAGAUGCUUACCUCGGCGCCGAGUCCAUGUACGAUGAUGAUGACAUCCCCUUCAAGUCUAACAGUCUGCCCAGGACUAGUACCAGGAUCCAGUUGCUCCCCAACAAGUCCUCAGGAAGCUCCAUGGAAGCCCGCUGUUCCUCCAUGCCCGACAUUGUCAGCGUUGACCCUGCCAACAACGAUGAUUUCCACAGCGUGCCAACCUCUCCCGACCACAGUGCUGACAACACCUCCCCUCUUUGCGAGCGUCUUGAGCUUCCCGGCAAGUCCAGUUCCAGUAGUGCCAGCCCAGUGAGCGACAACCAGUGUAGUGCUACCCACCCCAACACUGAUGCCCUUGUCGACUCUAUCCUCACCGACAGCCCCGCCAGUGUCUGUAGUUCUGGUAUCUUUGUACCCUGCAACACACCUGAUGUCACAGAUCACAGUAAGACCAGCCGAUCCACCACUAGCGACAAGUCUGAUUCCCGUGUCCAGCCUGUGGCUCCUCCUUCAUCCGUGGCAUCUGUACCCUCCAACGUUCAGACCGAUGGUGGACUAUUCAAAGUUCCCAAGUUCAACCAGCCACUCAAGAAGCUCUUCAGGUUUAAGCGUAGCAAGGCCCAGAGAGUGUUGACCAGCACACCCAGCCAUGUAUGUCCAUCUUCAGUACAGAGUGACCCUCUCUCCAAGAGGAAGCUCUUCACCACCGAUGCCUCCAGCUCAGCAGAUGUUCAGAUCGUCAACAAGAGAGCCGUCAUCAAGAAGUUCAAGAGGUUCAGCGCUAGCUUUAGGAAAGACAGGCAAGGAUUAACCCGCAUCCAGACCCUCGCCAACUUGUGAACUCUUUGACACUUAAAAUGCCAUGACAAUCAAAGUGAAUUAUGGACACAUUCGUGAAUGAUUUAUCCAUGACAGUGAACUUUAUGCAGUGUUGGUGAAGGUUGCUGUGUGUCUCAGAGUUGAGAUUUUCAAAUGAUUGAGAUUUGAAUCUGUUUGAAUAGUGCCUCAUACUGACAGUUUAACUGAUAACUGAGUACAUAGUAACAUACAAUUUAAAGACAUCUCAUCAUCAGCUCGUAAUAUUUCGCUGCCGUUAUAGUGCAAUAUUCUGUUUCUCAUUUUGCCACAAGUUGUUGGUAAUUCUACUUCUGUCUCUUUCUUAUCUUUCUUUCCAACUAUUUCUCGGAGAAAUGACUCAGGAAUUUGUGUGUGUGAGAGAAAUGGAUUAUAGCCAUUUAUAUCUGUACAUUUUGUAAAUAGAGAUGAAAUCCUAAUUUAUUUUUAUUUGUUUGAAAGUCAAGGUAUAUUGACAGUGCUAUUAUGUAAAUAUUAAAACCAAAAUGAAUCUGA